Emiliania huxleyi CCMP1516 is the source of this 852-nucleotide messenger RNA. RefSeq lists its product as hypothetical. The annotation marks the transcript as partial. The transcript is spliced from 6 exons. The record is from RefSeq and is a predicted model, not a curated record. NCBI's taxonomy places the organism in Eukaryota, Haptophyta, Isochrysidales, Noelaerhabdaceae.
UCGGCGUCGGCUCAGGUGAAAUGCCUCUGCACACACUCGCGUCGGCUCUUCUCGCCGCCACCACCUCGGCGGUGAGCCCAGCUCUCCCCAUCGACGUGAUCCGUACUCGGCUGCUCAAUUACAAUGGCUUCACCUACACGAGCUCCGUCGUGCCCGCGUCGGCCGCCUCGCCAGCACUGCCGCCAGUCGUGCUGCUUCCUCCGAUUGGCGUCGGGAUCGACCGGACAUUUUGCGGCCGCCUCCUCGAAGCGUGGGCGGUCGCCUCGCCCAGCGCCACGCUGCACGCGAUCGACGUCAUCGGCAUGGGCGACUCCAGCCCGAAGCCGCGCAUGAAGAGGCGGCUGCUCGGCGGUUGGGAGGAGCCGCCUCGCACGCCGCGCGAGUGGGCGGAGCAGGUCGUCGCGUACAUCACCGAGGAGGUGGGCGAGCCGUGCGUCGUCGUCGGGCAGAGCAACCUCUGCACCGUCGCGCUCGAGGCUGCGGCGCUCGACCCAGAGGCCGUCAAAGGCGUGGUGCUGCUCGGCCCUCCCGCCGUCGAGGCGCUCUCCCUCGACAAGUCUCCCGAGGCGAUCGCAAAGGUGUGGCGGAUCGUCGGGUCACCCGUCGGCGCGGCGCUCUUCCGCUUCGCGCGCCGAAAGCCCUUCCUCGCCUCCUUCUCCAAGAAGAACCUCUUCGCCGACCCUGCCCUCGUCGACGACGACUACCUCGACGUGUGCGCGGCGGGCGCCGCCGACGCGGCCACGCGGCACGCCGUCUUCUCCUUCGUCGCCGGCACUUGGCGGCAGGACUACCGGCCGCUGCUCGCCGCCCUCGCCACGCCCACUCUCGUCCUCUCGGGCAGCGACGUCGGCG